AUGUGGACACAGAGAGGGGAGAAGCGACACAAGCGCGAUCCCUGUCUUGCAGACUUCAGCCAUAGCACGCAGCUGCAUUGCCACAUGCGGAAACACGCGGGGCAGAAGCCGCACAAGUGCGAUCUCUGUCCUAGAAAGUUCAGCCACAGCACGCACAUGCAGUGCUAUAUGCGGACACACAAGGGGGAGAAGCCACAAAAGUGGGAUCUCUGUCCUACAGAGUUCAGCCAUAGCACGCGCCUGCAGGAGCACAUGCAGAUACACACGGGUGAGAAGCCACACAAGUGCGAACUCUGUCUUUCAGAGCUGAGCAGCACGCAGCUGGAGUGCCACAUGCGGAAACACGCGGGGGAGAAGCCGCACAAGAGUAGUAUGGGAUGGACUCUCAUAGUGCACAACGCUCAACUGUCCUGA
This is a messenger RNA of Ornithodoros turicata, 414 nucleotides long. RefSeq names its product protein krueppel-like. Lineage: Eukaryota; Metazoa; Arthropoda; Arachnida; Ixodida; Argasidae. Gene Ontology annotation, biological process: regulation of DNA-templated transcription. Gene Ontology annotation, molecular function: DNA-binding transcription factor activity, RNA polymerase II-specific; RNA polymerase II cis-regulatory region sequence-specific DNA binding. The record is from RefSeq and is a predicted model, not a curated record. The transcript has a single exon. Bases 1 to 414 code for a protein of 137 amino acids.